This is a messenger RNA of Oncorhynchus tshawytscha (Chinook salmon), 4401 nucleotides long. RefSeq names its product coatomer subunit alpha. Gene Ontology annotation, molecular function: structural molecule activity; protein binding. Lineage: Eukaryota; Metazoa; Chordata; Actinopteri; Salmoniformes; Salmonidae. Gene Ontology annotation, cellular component: COPI vesicle coat. The record is from RefSeq and is a predicted model, not a curated record. The transcript has 28 exons. The coding region runs from base 356 to 4027 and encodes 1223 amino acids. Gene Ontology annotation, biological process: intracellular protein transport; endoplasmic reticulum to Golgi vesicle-mediated transport; retrograde vesicle-mediated transport, Golgi to endoplasmic reticulum.
CAACUGUGAAGUCGAGCUCCGCCUCCGAAUGGGAAAAAAUAGUUUUCAACAGUCAUUCAACUCGGAAUUCCAUGUCAGAAACUCGGGCAUCUUUCUCGAGCUCUGAUUUUCCGUCAUGAUUUGCCCUCUUUUUUUCCCCCCGGGUUCCCAGUUGUCGUGAAAGCACCAUUAAUAUGAACUUUAUUGUUCCCAAACAGGAAGACAUUGCACCAACACAGGUCGACGUGUCAGGAAACAUUCGGGAGAAGUAAAUGGGCUAAAGAAGCAGUUGGGAGACCAGUCUGCGAAAAAUAAGAGUUUACAUUUUCAGAGUGAAUUUGACAGAUUCAUAUAUAGUUAUCAUUGCUUUCCUGUGAUGUUGACCAAAUUCGAGACGAAGUCGGCCCGUGUGAAAGGGCUGAGUUUCCACCCUAAACGGCCCUGGAUCCUUGCUAGUCUUCACAAUGGAGUCAUCCAGUUGUGGGACUAUCGGAUGUGCACACUGAUUGACAAGUUCGAUGAGCAUGAUGGACCUGUCAGAGGAAUUGAUUUCCACAAGCAACAGCCUCUGUUUGUGUCUGGAGGAGAUGACUACAAAAUCAAGGUGUGGAACUACAAGCUGCGGCGUUGCCUCUUCACUCUUCUUGGGCACCUGGACUACAUCCGCACCACCUUCUUCCAUCAUGAAUAUCCAUGGAUUUUGAGUGCCUCAGAUGACCAGACAAUACGUAUCUGGAACUGGCAGUCCAGGACCUGUGUCUGUGUACUGACAGGGCAUAAUCACUAUGUGAUGUGUGCUCAGUUCCACCCCUCUGAGGACCUAGUGGUGUCGGCCAGCCUGGACCAGACCGUGCGUGUGUGGGAUAUCUCCGGUCUGAGGAAGAAGAACCUCUCUCCCGGGGCCGUGGAAACUGAUGUGCGAGGCAUCUCUGGUGUUGAUCUGUUCGGAGCAUCCGAUGCCGUUGUCAAACACGUGCUCGAGGGUCACGAUCGUGGGGUCAACUGGGCCGCCUUCCAUCCCACCAUGCCCCUCAUCGUCUCAGGGGCUGAUGACCGGCAGGUCAAGAUCUGGAGGAUGAACGAGUCCAAGGCGUGGGAACUGGACACCUGCAGGGGCCACUACAACAACGUGUCCUGUGCUGUCUUCCACCCCCGCCAGGAGCUCAUCCUGUCCAACUCUGAGGACAAGAGUAUCCGUGUGUGGGACAUGUCCAAAAGGACCGGUGUCCAGACCUUCCGCAGGGACCACGACCGCUUCUGGGUGCUGGGGGCUCACCCCAACCUCAAUCUAUUUGCUGCUGGUCAUGACAGUGGUAUGCUGGUGUUUAAGCUGGAGCGUGAGCGUCCGGCCUAUGCUGUAUACGGCAACAUGCUCUACUAUGUCAAGGACCGCUUCCUGCGCCAGCUCGACUUUAACAGCAGCAAGGACACCGCUGUCAUGCAGCUGCGCAGUGGGUCAAAGUUCCCAGUGUUCAGCAUGUCUUACAACCCUGCAGAGAAUGCUGUCUUGCUCUGCACUAGGGCAACCAACCUGGAGAACAGCACCUAUGACCUGUAUGCCAUUCCCAAAGAGAGCGACUCUCAGAACCCAGAUGCUCCUGAGGGGAAGAGGUCCUCCGGUCUGACUGCAGUCUGGGUCGCAAGGAACAGGUUUGCUGUUCUGGACCGCAUGCAUUCUCUGCUAAUCAAGAACCUGAAGAAUGAGAUUGUGAAGAAGGUGCAGGUGCCCAGCUGUGAGGAGAUCUUUUACGCCGGGACAGGCUCCCUGCUGCUGCGCGACGCAGAUGGGGUCACCCUCUUCGACGUGCAGCAGAAACGCUCACUGGCCACCGUGAAGAUCGCCAAGGUCAAGUAUGUGGUGUGGAGUGCUGACACCAGCCACGUGGCCCUGCUGGCUAAACACGCAAUUAUGAUCUGCAACAGGAAGCUGGAGAGUCUGUGCAACAUCCAUGAGAACAUCCGUGUGAAGAGUGGAGCCUGGGACGAGAGUGGCGUCUUCAUUUACACCACAUCUAACCACAUUAAAUACGCCCUCACCUCAGGUGAUCAUGGUAUCAUCCGGACUCUGGACCUGCCCAUCUACGUGACCCGGGUCAGAGGCAACAGCGUCUACUGUCUUGAUCGUGAGUGCAGGCCCCGUGUGCUGACCAUCGACCCCACGGAGUACCGCUUCAAACUGGCCCUGGUCAACCGCAAAUAUGAAGAGGUUCUGCACAUGGUGCGUAACGCCAAGCUGGUUGGCCAGUCCAUCAUCUCCUACCUGCAGAAGAAGGGUUACCCUGAGGUAGCCCUGCACUUUGUCAAGGAUGAGAAGACCCGCUUCACUCUAGCUCUGGAGUGUGGCAACAUUGAAGUGGCGUUGGAGGCUGCCAAGGCUCUGGAUGAGAGGGGCUGCUGGGAGCGGCUGGGCGAGGCUGCGCUGCUGCAGGGUCACCACCAGGUCGUGGAGAUGUGCUACCAGAGGACCAAGAAUUUCGACAAGCUCACCUUCCUCUACCUCAUCACUGGUAACCUGGCCAAGCUCCGCAAGAUGAUGAAGAUCGCUGAGAUCAGGAAGGACAUGAGUGGACACUACCAGGGUGCUCUGUAUCUGGGGGACGUCAGCGAGAGAGUUCGCAUACUGAAGAACUGUGGCCAGAAGUCACUGGCAUAUCUGACUGCUGCUACCCACGGGAUGGACGAAGAGGCAGAAUCCCUGAAAGAGACAUUUGACCUGGAGAAGGAGACUGUCCCUGAGGUGGACCUUAAUGCCCAGCUGCUGCAGCCACCACCACCUAUCAACCCCCUGGAUACCAACUGGCCCCUGCUUACUGUGUCCAAGGGCUUCUUUGAGGGAGCCAUUGCAGCCAAAGGGAAGGCUGGUCAGAUGGCUGCAGACAUGGAUGUUGAUGCCCCAGGAGGAGAGGGCUGGGGAGAGGACGCAGAGCUUCAGCUGGAUGAGGAUGGCUUCAUGGAUGCCCAGGAUGGAUUAGGAGAGGAAGGAGGUGCAGCGAAGGAGGAAGGAGGAGGUUGGGAGGUGGAGGAAGAUCUGGACCUUCCUCCAGAGCUCGAGUUGUCAGCUGGCUCUGGAGGAGGGGCUGAAGAUGGUUUCUUUGUCCCGCCCACUAAGGGCAUGAGCCCCACACAGCUGUGGUGCAACAACUCCCAGCUCCCUGUGGACCACGUCCUGGCAGGCUCAUUUGAGACCGCCAUGAGGUUGCUCCAUGACCAGGUUGGGGUGGUGCAGUUUGGGCCCUAUAAGCAGCUGUUCAUGCAGACUCUGUCCCGCGGGCGGACCUGCUACCUGGGCCUGCCUUCUCUACCCUGCCUGCGUGGCAACCCCCAGAGGAACUGGAAGGACUGUGGGACCAAGCAAGGGCUGCCUGCCGUGGGUCUUCGUCUUUCUGACCUCAUCGCCCGCCUGCAGCAGUGCUACCAGCUCACCACUGCCGGCCGCUUUGAGGAGGCCGUUGAACGCUUCCGCGCCAUCCUGCUGUCUGUGCCACUGCUGGUGGUCGACAACAAGCAGGAGAUCGCAGAGGCUCAGCAGCUGAUCACAAUCUGCAGAGAAUACAUUGUUGGCCUCACCAUGGAAACAGAAAGGAAGAAGUUGCCUAAAGACACAUUGGACCAGCAGAAGAGGCUGUGUGAGAUGGCAGCUUACUUUACCCACUGCAGUCUCCAGCCAGUCCACAUGGUCCUGGUAUUACGUACGGCACUAAAUCUGUUCUUCAAACUGAAGAACUUCAAGACAGCUGCCAGUUUUGCCCGUCGCUUGCUUGAACUAGGGCCCAAACCAGAGGUGGCACAGCAGACACGCAAGAUCUUGGCAGCAUGCGAGAAGACGCUGACAGAUGCUCACCAGCUGAACUACGACCCCCACAAUCCAUUUGACCUGUGCACUGCCUCAUACACGCCCCUAUACCGUGGACGCCCCGUGGAGAAGUGCCCUCUGUCUGGGGCCUGCUACUGCCCCCCCUACAAAGGCCAGGUCUGCAGGGUCACACAGGUGACGGAGAUCGGAAAAGAUGUGAUUGGUCUGCGUGUCAGUCCCCUGCAGUUCCGUUAAGAGGACACGAAGAGGACCAGGGAAGAACGACAGUGAUCCGUUCAGAGAAACACAUCCACACUUUAUUCUAUAUAUACAGUUUUUCUCACUAGGUUUGGAGAGAACAAAACUUGAUUGAUGCGAGAGAAUGCUUGCUAGGAUGAAAUGUGAUUUAUUGGUGAGAAUGCUUGAUAUUAAGUAUUUACAUUUGACUGUCUGCUUUACCUUUCCUGUAAUGCUGUACUUGUGAGUGCAUGUCAUCCCUGCUCCAACGAUUGAGAAUUGUAGUUUUAUUAGAACCCUACUAGCCAUCCCUUUUGGUCUCUUUCUGACUUGUAUACACAAUCACUGCUUUGUGUAACUAGUUAAAUAAAAUUGUGUGCAUCAUUCUUUAA